CUCUGUUGUUGCGAGCGGGGAGGUAGAGAGAGAAAGAUAAGAGAGAGAGAGAGAGAGAGAGGGGACAGAUCUCUGGUUCGCUCUUCUUUUCUUCGGGCCUGCAAUUUUCUCAUUCCGCGCUACUGGUUCGUUACGCUUCUGGCUCUUCGUUCUGCCUCAUUCCUCCAUCGCGAUUCGUUCCUGAUUGGUGGCUCUGUUUUCUGAUUUCUUCGCUUUCGUGGAUAAGUACGACGACUUCCUCUCUCUCUGUUGCAUCGUUUUGUCUCUGUUCUCUCGAUUUCGUUUCCGUUCGUUGGAAUUCCGGUUCGAAUUAGGGUUCCGGUGAAUGUGAGAUUAGGGAGGGGGAGGAGGAGGAGGUUCGUUCCUCUAGCUCGUUCGAAUUUGGAAAUGCGCGGUCGUUGAAUUUGGUUUGCGUGUUCGGCGAUUGAGUGGACUCUCUCUAUCGGUCUCUUUUUUUCUCUCGGCGGUUCCGCCGCGGCGGCGGACGAGGAGGAGGAGGGAUGAUAAUCAAGCGGAACUUGAAAUCGCGAAUGCCGAGUCUCAAGCGGUGUAAACUCGAGGACUCGGGGUGCGACCCGGACGAUACCUCGGCUUCGUCGCGGAAGAAGAAGAGGAAGCUCGGAGACGGUUAUUGCCCGCUCAAUUUCCUCGGCCAGAUCGCCAACGGCGUGAUUCCCGUUGGAUUCCGUGGGAUUCUCGGCGGGGGUCACAGGGGAGGAGGUUUUGCUGCUUCGUGGUGCACCGAGGUGUCGUGCUCGCCGCCCGGCGAGGAGGAAUUGGAAUCGGACUCGCAAUUGGAGGUUCCGGAUGCCGUCGGAGGAAGUAGCCCGGCGGUGGUUGAGGUUUCCCGACCCCCGGUUGUCCGGACGUCCAGAGGCCGGGUUCAGGUACUCCCUUCCCGGUUUAACGAUUCUGUGAUUGAGAAUUGGAGGAAAGAGGAGAAGGCUAGUACUAGUUUGCAGGAUGAUAGCUUAGAAGACGAUAUCGUCCAGUGUGAUACUACUGCCAGUAGGAAGUUGAAAGAGAGAGUAAAGUUCAGCUCGAAAACUUCUAGAAUGGUUACUAGUAAUGCCAGAAAUCAGCGGAACUACGAAAGGGUCGCUAAUUUCCGUAGUAGUAAAGGAGGGGCUACACUAUUUGACGAAGAAGACAGGCUGGAAGUGGACUACAAAAGCUUCGACCUGAAAAGGUAUUCCAAUUCGCGAAGUACACUAACGUCGUUGCAUGAGCAAUUACUGGAUGAUGACAAAUGUGGAAUCAACGCUGUAACUGGCAGCCCAGACAGGUAUAAGAAGAAAGACGGGUUGUUUGGGCCUGAGGACUUCUACUCCGGUGAUAUUGUCUGGGCAAAGGCGGGGACUAAGGACCCAUUUUGGCCGGGCAUUGUGAUUGACCCCAUGACUCAGGCACCGGAGCUGGUUCUGCGGUCUUGUAUACCUGACGCAGCUUGUCUGAUGUUUUUGGGUUAUUCUGGGGACGAUCAGAGGGAUUAUGCUUGGGUGAAGAGAGGCAUGAUCUUUCCAUUUAUGGAUUUUGUGGACAGGUUCCAGAAGCAGCCAUUGAAUGACUACAAGGCCAGCGAUUUCCAGAUGGCAAUCGAGGAAGCGUUCAUGGUAGAACAGGGAUUUUCAGAGAAGUUGAUGCAGGAAAUAAAUCUGAUAGCUGGAAAUACCACUUGUGAGGAACCGGCAUUUAGAUGGUUACAAGAGGCUAGCGGUUCAAACCAAUAUCAGGAUUCUCAAUCCCCAAACCAGGCAAGUAUUCUGCAUAUCCUUGUCCGACUGCAUGGCCUUCUUUCAUCUUUGUGGUUCAUCCCUGAAUCUUUUCCUGGCUACUUCAGCAAUACAAGAACAGAAUCAAGUGGACCCAACUCUGCGUGUCUGAGAUUGUUGGGAUUGGAGUCUCGUGUGAUGUUCAUGAAGAAGAACAAUAAGUGGUCUUGUGAAGGAUGUGGAAUAUAUCUGUCUCCUAGAUUGCCGAAGAAUACAAAAGCUGCAAGUCCAGGAGGCCAACUCUUAUGCAAAACCUGUGCCAGGUUAACCAAGUCAAAACAUUGCUGUGGAAUAUGUAAAAAGUUCUGGAACCAUUCAGAUAGUGGGAGCUGGGUGCGAUGCGAUGGGUGUAAGGUUUGGGUUCAUGCAGAAUGCGAUAAAAUUUCCAGAAAUCGAUUUAAGGACCUAGGGGCAACUGAUUAUUACUGUCCUCCUUGCCAAGCAAAGUUUAAUUUUGAAUUGUCUGAUUCAGAAAGAUGUGAGCCAAAAUCCAAGUCGAGUAUCGGGAAACAACCUCCACCUAACAAAGUUUCUGUAAUAUGUUCUGGUGUAGAAGGCAUAUAUUACCCAAGUUUCCACAUGGUUAUCUGCAAAUGUGGGACCUGUGGGACGGAGAAGCAACCGCUGAGUGAAUGGGAGAGGCACACGGGUUCGAAAAUUAGAAACUGGAGAACCAGCAUCAGGGUCAAAGAUUCCAUGCUGCCUUUAGAACAAUGGAUGAUGCAGUUAGCUGAGUAUCACGCGCGCACUGUAUCAACUAAACCUUCCAAAAAGCCUUCCAUUAAAGAGCGGAAGCAGAAACUGCUGGCCUUUCUGCAAGAGAAAUAUGAGCCUGUUCAUGCAAAGUGGACAACUGAACGUUGUGCUGUAUGUAGAUGGGUUGAAGAUUGGGACUACAACAAAAUUAUUAUCUGCAUCAGAUGUCAGAUAGCCGUUCAUCAGGAAUGUUAUGGAGCAAGACAUGUACAGGAUUUUACUUCAUGGGUUUGUAAAGCAUGUGAAACUCCUGAAAUUAAGCGGGAGUGCUGCCUUUGUCCUGUCAAAGGCGGUGCUCUGAAGCCAACCGAUGUCCAGACACUGUGGGUCCAUGUUACAUGUGCUUGGUUCCGACCUGAAGUUUCUUUUGCUAGUGAUGAAAAGAUGGAGCCUGCUCUUGGGAUUUUAUGUAUUCCUUCAAAUUCUUUUGUGAAGAUUUGUGUCAUUUGUAAGCAGAUACAUGGGUCAUGCACCCAAUGCUGCAAAUGUUCAACUUAUUACCAUGCUAUGUGUGCUUCACGGGCUGGUUAUCGCAUGGAGUUGCACUGCUCUGAGAAAAAUGGAAAACAAAUGACGAAGAUGAUUUCUUAUUGUGCAUAUCACAGGGCUCCAAACCCAGAUACAGUCUUGAUUAUACAGACUCCUGCAGGGGUAUUUUCUGCCAAAAGUCUUCUCCAAAAUAAGAAGAGGGCUGGCACACGGCUGAUCUCGUCUAGUAGUAUAAAACCCGAAGAAGUAUCCGCAGAAGAAAUGCCAGAGGUUGAACCACUAUCUGCUGCAAGGUGCAGGGUUUUCCAAAGAGCAAAUAACAACAGAAAGCGAACACCAGAUGAAGCUGUAACUCACCGCCUGACAAGAGUAUCACAUCAUCCUUUAGCCAUGAUACAGAGUCUAAAUGCAUUAAGGGUGGUGGAGGAGCCCAAAAGUUUUUCUUCAUUUAGGGAACGACUGUACCACUUGCAGGCAAGUAUAAAAACUGAGCGCACUAGAGUCUGCUUUGGGAGAUCAGGUAUACAUGGAUGGGGCCUCUUUGCCCGGAGGAACAUUCAAGAAGGAGAAAUGGUUCUUGAAUAUCGAGGUGAACAGGUGAGAGGCAGUAUUGCAGAUCUGAGGGAAGCACGCUACCGUUUAGAAGGAAAAGACUGCUAUUUAUUUAAGAUAAGUGAAGAAGUCGUUGUGGAUGCAACCGAUAAAGGAAAUAUAGCACGCCUCAUUAACCAUUCAUGUAUGCCCAAUUGCUAUGCAAGGAUCAUGAGUGUGGGUGAUGAUGAAAGUCGUAUAGUCCUCAUCGCGAAGACAAAUGUAUCUGCUGGUGACGAAUUAACGUAUGAUUACUUGUUCGACCCUGACGAGCCGGAUGAAUUCAAAGUCCCGUGCUUGUGUAAAUCCCCAAACUGCAGGAAGUUCAUGAAUUAGGGGUGGAUCAAACCAUACAAAGCUACUUCAGCAGAGCUCAACUGAUAUAUUGUUUCUCCGCAAGGAGCACACUAACACCACAAAUUGGCAGCUGCCGGACUCUGACGGAUGACAGGUUUUGUGAUUUUUGCCAGGAAAGGGGUAGUAUAGUAGUUUUUUUUUUUUUUUUCCUUUUCAUCUUUUUGGUUUCUUGCUGGCUUCUUUUUGACGAGCGUGAUAAUAAGAGCUCUCUAUAGAUAGGUGUUUUGCUGCCACAUAUAGCUUUGGGCACUCUUUUGUAAAUCUAACUAACUGCUACGAUUGCAUCAUAUAGUUGAAAAGCUAACCCCAACUGCCACGUCCUACAUUGCCGAACCGAGCCUUUCAUUUUCCUCGGUCCCAAACGUGCGUUCAUAUUUCGUUCAUUCGAACUGCCCCGAAUUUCAUUUUGUUAUCCCAUUAC
This is a messenger RNA of Linum tenue, 4386 nucleotides long. NCBI's taxonomy places the organism in Eukaryota, Viridiplantae, Streptophyta, Magnoliopsida, Malpighiales, Linaceae. The record is from the annotation of a GenBank genome assembly.